Molecule: messenger RNA, 4116 nt
Organism: Xiphias gladius (swordfish)
Lineage: Eukaryota; Metazoa; Chordata; Actinopteri; Istiophoriformes; Xiphiidae
Gene: gfpt1
Product: glutamine--fructose-6-phosphate transaminase 1
Exons: 19
Coding region: 84-2132 (682 amino acids)
Biological process (GO): fructose 6-phosphate metabolic process; carbohydrate derivative biosynthetic process; UDP-N-acetylglucosamine metabolic process
Molecular function (GO): L-glutamine:D-fructose-6-phosphate transaminase (isomerizing) activity; carbohydrate derivative binding
Source: RefSeq, a predicted model, not a curated record
UGAGAUCAGAGGGCGGGGUGAAGCCUACUGGACAGGCGUUCCCAGCUACCCGAGUAGCUGUAACUGGCAGAUAAACGGAAGACAUGUGUGGAAUCUUUGCCUAUCUCAAUUACCAUGUGCCAAGGACUCGCCGUGAGAUCCUUGAGAUCCUCCUCAAAGGCCUUCAACGUCUGGAGUACAGAGGCUAUGACUCAGCUGGCGUGGGAAUUGAUGGGGGUAACGGCAAGGAGUGGGAGUCAAAUGCCAAGUCUAUCCAACUGAUCAAGCAGCGCGGAAAAGUGAAGGCUCUUGAUGAGGAAAUCCACAAACAGCAGGAUAUUGACCUGGAUGUGGAGUUCGAUGUUCACCUCGGCAUUGCUCACACCCGCUGGGCUACCCACGGUGUACCAAGCCCAGUCAACAGCCAUCCACAUAGGUCUGACAAGAACAAUGAGUUCAUUGUCAUUCACAAUGGAAUUAUCACCAACUACAAAGACCUGAGGAAAUUCCUGGAGAGCAAAGGCUACGAGUUUGAGUCAGAGACUGAUACAGAGACCAUUGCCAAGCUGGUCAAGUACAUGUAUGACAACCGGGAGAGUGAUGACAUCAGUUUUACCACACUGGUGGAACGGGUGAUCCAGCAGCUGGAGGGAGCUUUUGCCCUGGUCUUCAAGAGUGUUAACUACCCCGGAGAGGCAGUUGGAACAAGGAGGGGAAGUCCUCUGCUGAUUGGAGUGAGGAGUGAUCACAAGCUGUCCACAGAUCAUAUUCCUGUGCUGUACCGCUCCUCUGGUAAAGACAAGAAGAGCUGCAGUGCCCUACCCAGGACGGACCAGGACACCUGCCUGUUCCCUGUGGAUGAGAAAGCUGUAGAGUACUACUUUGCCUCAGAUGCAAGCGCAGUGAUCGAGCACACGAACCGGGUGAUCUUCUUGGAGGACGACGAUGUGGCCGCUGUGAUGGACGGCCGGCUGUCCAUCCACAGGAUAAAGCGCAGGGCUGGAGACUACCCAGCCCGUGCCAUCCAGACCUUGCAGAUGGAACUGCAGCAGAUCAUGAAGGGCAACUACAGCUCCUUCAUGCAGAAGGAGAUCUUUGAGCAGCCAGAGUCUGUGGUCAAUACCAUGAGAGGGAGAGUCAACUUCGACAACAACACAGUGACACUGGGUGGACUGAAGGACCACAUCAAAGAGAUCCAGAGGUGCCGACGACUUAUUCUUAUUGCCUGCGGCACCAGCUACCAUGCUGGAGUAGCGACCCGCCAGGUCCUGGAGGAGCUAACCGAGCUGCCUGUCAUGGUGGAGCUGGCCAGUGACUUCCUGGACAGGAACACACCUGUCUUCCGAGACGACGUCUGCUUCUUUAUCAGCCAGUCAGGGGAGACUGCUGACAGCCUCAUGGCGCUGCGCUACUGUAAGGAGAGAGGGGCUCUGACUGUGGGUGUCACCAACACGGUGGGCAGCUCCAUUUCCAGGGAGACCGACUGCGGAGUCCACAUCAAUGCUGGGCCUGAGAUCGGAGUAGCCAGCACCAAGGCCUACACCAGCCAGUUUGUGGCUCUGAUCAUGUUUGCACUUUUGAUGUGCGAUGACAGGAUUUCCAUGCAGCCCAGACGCCGUGAGAUAAUCCAGGGCCUGAGAGUGCUUCCAGAUCUGAUUAAGGAGGUCCUCAGUUUGGAUGAUGAGAUCCAGAAGUUGGCGACAGAGUUGUACCAACAGAAGAGUGUACUGAUCAUGGGCAGAGGGUACCAUUACGCUACCUGCCUGGAAGGAGCACUGAAAAUCAAGGAGAUCACAUAUAUGCAUUCAGAGGGCAUCCUGGCCGGAGAGCUGAAACACGGGCCGCUGGCCCUGGUGGAUAAACUCAUGCCAGUCAUCAUGAUCAUCAUGAGAGACCACACUUAUACCAAAUGUCAGAAUGCCCUGCAGCAAGUCGUCGCCCGCCAGGGCCGUCCUAUUGUCAUCUGUGACAAAGAUGAUUACGAGACCAUCAAGAACUCCAGCCGCACCAUCAAAGUGCCUCACUGUGUGGACUGCCUGCAGGGCAUCCUGAGCGUCAUCCCUCUGCAACUGCUGUCCUUCCACCUGGCUGUCCUCCGAGGUUACGACGUGGACUGUCCAAGAAACCUGGCCAAGUCUGUGACAGUAGAGUGAUCCGCACUGUUCAUCACCCAACAACAAAAGCCCGCCGGACACACAUUCAAACACAGGCGUUGAGGGAGCGUCUCUGUACAGAAACCAAGAGAAGACAGUGUUCCGUUUAUGUGUCUCGUGUCACGGUUCUUUUUAAUGCAAUCUUUUUCCUCAACAGUCGUGUAUCUCACUGUUGCAUAUUAUUUGUAUCUCACUGUCUUAUUUUCUCAGAAACCUUCAGCAUCAUUGUUAUGUUAUUGUUAAAGACUGUUAUGUUAUUGUUUGUCCGUGGUGGCAGGUUCUGGGCUGGCACUGGCUAAUCUUCAUCACUCUUUUCUGGGUUCGUUAACCUGUAGCAACUGACGGUGACCAUUUGGGUUAAUUCACAUUCUGGCUCAACACUUGUAAGCAAGCCCUCCAUGUUUGUUUGCUGUGAUUUGCUGUUUAUUUGCUCUGGGAGCUGAUGUUAAAGCUGUUGACUGACAGAAGUUAGGUUUUACUGCCUUUUUUUUGUGCAAUGAUUUAUAGUUUAGUUGGGAUAUUUUUCUGUGGCAGCCAAUCAUUUGAAGUGUCUUUACUCCACAGUUGAAUUAAAGGAGAGUCUCAAAUCAUUCCAAGCCACAGGUCAUCGGUUCUUCAUAAUUACAGCGCAGUUUGCCAGUUUUGACUAAUUUUCUCUCUUGGACUUUCUUCUGAGGACGCACUAUUUACUGCAGGAGCAGCAUCAUAAGUCUGAUCUCAGAAAGGUUCAUGAAUACAUUACUGUGUAAAAAUCUUCUUGGGUGGGUUAUUAAAGCUUGUUCUUUUGUAAAAACCUAAUGUGUCAGAUUUCAAACUCUGGUUUUGGUCUGCUCAGUUAGUGAGAAAAAACUUUGUUUACAGAGCCACCUACACUAGAGUGAGAUUUUUUUUUUUUUUUUCUUUACCAUGCACUGUUUCUGCUUUGAUUAUACUCUUACUGUAAUGCUCUCUGUGCAGAAUUUGCUGUUUGAUUCUUAUGUUGACAUCUGUUGCUUAACUGCUCAAAAGAGAGACGUUAUUGCAGAUUUCUGGUCUGCAUUUUGCUUUUAAUUUAGAAACCAAAGUAAUUCCAGUGAGAUGAAGUUACUAACCUGAAGUAGAAGUUGCACCCAGAUGACAGCCCACGCCCUGCCACCAUGACUGCUGCAGUAUGGGACCAUUUGUAGCUAUUGCUUGAUUAUUUUGUUACUUGUUUCAUUUAUGUUAAAAAAAAAAACACACAAUGAAUUUUAUAUUAUUGAAGUCACUCUUUGAUUUGUAAUGUGAAUGUUACUGUCCCAAAAAUCUGUACAAUGGCUUUGGCAGUUGUAAAACCAAAACAUAGUGGGAUCCAAAGUCUAAGACCACUUUGGUCUCAGACUUUUGGACCCCACUGCAUAUAUUUCAAAUGUUCAUCUGAUGUUGUUUUUAUAGCUAAACAUGUAAUAAUUCUGGUAGAUUGUGUGGUGUGAAGAGACUUGGAGGCCUAAAGGAGGCAUAUACAUAGUUACAUGGCAGUACUGUAGAUUUUUAUGUAGUAAAAAGUCAGAUGCCCUGUGUGUGCAUGUGCGUGCGUGCGUGCGUGCUGUGAUUCAGAAGCCAAGGAGAAAGUGAUGCUAUACACACACAGUUGUGUAGUGAAAUAGGAUUUUUUUUUUUUUUUUUUUGUUUCUGGGGUGGGGGGGUUUGUGUGUCACAUAUUUUAGGUUUAAAGAUAUUUAUCUUGCUUUUGCAGUUAAGACUUUACUUGGAUUUUGUUUGUUUGCAUUUCUUUUCACCAACAUUGAGCUUGUUCUGAGCCAGUUGAAAUGGUUAGAAAACUGGACAAUGUUGUUACAGGUACUUUUGUAACUCAUACAGAAGCAGAAUUUGAUUUCUUGACCAGAGGCAUUGAUAACAAGGAAGCUGCACUGAAUCCUUGCAACAGCCGUUGAUAGCUGUUGGAUUAGUGAGGGAGUGGGGUACUAUUUAUUAGUGGAACUGAUGCAAUAAAGUGUCAAGUAUU